AUGGCAAAUCCCGCUCCCACCCUCCUUUGGGGAGGACGCUUCACCGGGGCGAUCGAUGACCUUAUGUUCAAGUUCAACGAGUCUCUCACAUUCGACAAAGCACUCUGCAAAGCGGAUGUCCAAGGCUCCAUCGCCUUUGCCAAAGGACUCAACCAGCUCCAUCUCCUUACGGACGACGAGCUGAACCAGAUCGUGUCGGGCCUUCAGAAAGUCGCGCAAGAAUGGGAGGAAGGGAAAUUUGUCAUUGACACCAAGUCGGAUGAAGACAUACACACAGCAAACGAGCGUCGACUGGGAGAGUUGAUCGGUUCCCAGAUCGCGGGCAAGCUACACACUGGACGCUCUCGCAACGAGCAGAUCGCGACCGACAUGCGACUGUGGGCUCGAGACCAGCUGGCAGGUCUGGCGGAGUCGAUGAAGGGGGUCCUGCAGACUUGUGCGACGCAGGCCAAAUCUUCCCUCCCGAUCCUGAUGCCGGGCUACACCCAUCUACAGCGCGCCCAGCCAGUUCGCUUUUCGCACUGGCUGCUAGGCCACGCAAAUUUCAUCCAGGGCGAUCUCCAGCGUCUGGAGGGAGUCCAGGAGAGAGUGUCAUGCUGUCCCCUGGGCGUUGGUGCGUUGGCUGGGAAUCCGUUCGGCAUCGACCGCGACUUUCUUGCCCGCGAAUUGGGCUUCUCGUCUGUCCAUCAGAACAGCUUGGCCGCCGUGGCUGACCGAGACUUUGUCGUCGAGAUCCUCCAGUGGGCGAGUUUGUUGAUGGUGCAUCUGAGCCGGCUCAGCGAAGACUUGAUCCUCUUCUCCACUGCCGAGUUUGGCUUUGUUCGUGUUGCCGACGCCUACAGCACCGGCAGCAGCUUGAUGCCGCAGAAGAAGAACCCGGACAGUCUGGAGCUGAUCCGCGGCAAGGCAGGGAGAGUCAUGGGACAGGCAUCUGGAUUCCUCUCUACCCUGAAGAGUCUUCCGACGUCCUAUAACAAGGAUCUCCAAGAAUCCGUUGAGCCGCUUCUGGACUGCGUCAAGACCGUCUCGCAAUGCCUGACCAUCAUCCAGGGCGUGCUGGGCUCGCUACACAUUUUCGGCGACAAGAUGAAGGCUGCCUUGACGGCUGACAUGCUGGCCACCGAUGUCGCCGAUUAUCUGGUCCUCAAGGGUGUUCCGUUCCGCCAGACCCACCACAUCGCCGGCGCCAUCGUCCGCAAAGCAGAGGAAAAGGAGGUGUCCAUUGCCGAACUGUCCCUCGAGGAUCUGAAACAGAUCUCGCCGCUCUUUGAGGCGGAUGUCGUCGAAGUCUUUGACUUUGAGAGGAGCGUCGAGAAGAGGUCGACCACGGGCGGCACGAGUCGCAGCUCCGUGUUGGCUCAGAUCGAGGCCAUUGAAGCUCUUGUCGGGAAAAGCUCUUGA
Molecule: messenger RNA, 1401 nt
Organism: Capronia coronata CBS 617.96
Lineage: Eukaryota; Fungi; Ascomycota; Eurotiomycetes; Chaetothyriales; Herpotrichiellaceae
Product: argininosuccinate lyase
Exons: 3
Coding region: 1-1401 (466 amino acids)
Cellular component (GO): cytosol
Molecular function (GO): argininosuccinate lyase activity
Source: RefSeq, a predicted model, not a curated record